Messenger RNA from Aspergillus saccharolyticus JOP 1030-1, 703 nucleotides. Its product is annotated as med21 domain-containing protein. Gene Ontology annotation, cellular component: mediator complex. The record is from RefSeq and is a predicted model, not a curated record. Gene Ontology annotation, biological process: regulation of transcription by RNA polymerase II. Lineage: Eukaryota; Fungi; Ascomycota; Eurotiomycetes; Eurotiales; Aspergillaceae. Gene Ontology annotation, molecular function: transcription coregulator activity. The transcript is spliced from 2 exons. Bases 77 to 703 code for a protein of 208 amino acids.
CUUCGUACCAACACACACCAUUUCAUCUCUGUCAACAUUCUCCAUACCAGACAACCACCUUAGUGCGCACAAGAAAAUGGCAGACAUCUUAACCCAACUCCAAACCUGCCUCGACCAACUUGCAACCCAAUUCUACGCAACUCUAGGCUACCUCACAACCUACCACGACAACAGCCCCGCAAUCAUCCCCGCCACGACCCAAAAUAACGCCCCCGCCGCCCCCGCCCUCGCCAAAAUCCCCAAGAACUCCUCCGCGCCGCCCGUGCCCGCCAGCGCCCCGUUAGCAGCGCAACAGGCCAAUCAAACCCAGAACCAGAAUGAAACGUCCACCCUGCAGCAGCAGCAGCAGCAGGGUGGUAGUGGAGUAGCGGGUGCAGGGGGGAGUGCGGAAGGACAACAAGCAGCAGCAGAUCCCAAUGCGCCGCCAGCGCCGGACUCGCCGCGGACGUUUGCGGCGCGGCAGCGUGAACUGGCACGGGAUUUGGUCAUCAAGGAGCAGCAGAUUGAGUAUUUGAUUUCGGUGCUGCCGGGGAUUGGGUCGAGUGAGGCCGAUCAAGAAGCUCGGAUUAGAGAGUUGGAGGGGGAGUUGAGAAGGUGGGAGGGGGAAAGGGAGGAGAGGAUUAGGGAGUUGAAGCAGUUACGGGGACGGUUGGAGGGGGUGUUGGGAGCGAUGGAGGUGGGGAUUUAUGGAGAUCGUUUGUGA